Odontomachus brunneus is the source of this 808-nucleotide messenger RNA. RefSeq names its product putative U5 small nuclear ribonucleoprotein 200 kDa helicase. Lineage: Eukaryota; Metazoa; Arthropoda; Insecta; Hymenoptera; Formicidae. The transcript is spliced from 4 exons. The annotation marks the transcript as partial. The record is from RefSeq and is a predicted model, not a curated record.
ACGUCAGAAGCGAGAUGAAGCUCAGUACGACUUUGCACGUAUGAAAGGCGCGACAUUACUGUCUGAGGGCGUCGAUGAAAUGUUUCAUACAAGAAGCUUUGGGUGACCAACCGCGUGAUAUUCUUUGCGGCGCAGCUGACGAAGUGUUAGCUGUGUUGAAAAAUGACCGGCUUAAAGAGAAAGAGAAGAAAAAGGAGACAGAGCUCUUGCUUGGUUCACUAGCAGAAGAGAGAUUUGCUCUUCUGGUCAAUCUGGGAAAAAAAAUCACAGAUUUCGGCAGCGACGAGAAAAGCACGGCGAACGACGAGAAUAUCGAUGAAACGUAUGGAAUUAACGUACAAUUCGAGGAGAGCAGCGAAGAGGACGACGAAGAUGUUUACGGAGAAGUGCGAGAAAACGACGACGAAGGAGACGAAGGCGAGGAAGCCAACGACGACAGGGCUAUUCAUGCGGAGAAUUUGGGUGGAACAGAAGAGAUGAAGAAAGAGAAGCCGUUACAUCCAUUGGACAUAGAUGCUUACUGGUUGCAAAGGAGAUUGAGCAGGAUAUACGAUGACGCGAUGGUUUCACAAGCGAGAGCCGCCGAGGUGUUGGCCGUUUUAAAAGAUGCUGGUGAUGAUCGCGACUGUGAGAAUCAACUUGUACUGCUCUUGGGCUACGAUUGCUUUGACUUCAUUAAACAACUCAAGAAAUACAGACACACGGUCGCGUACUGUACGAUGCUGGCGUCGUCACAGUCCGAGUCGGAGAGACAAAAGAUCCGUAACAAGAUGAACGACGACCCGAUUCUGGCGAAGAUCUUGCGGCA